AUGUACGAAAAUAACAAGAAGUUCAAUUUACUUUCUCUGACAGAUCCGGAGGACGUCUUUGCCCUAAAGGAUCUUCAACCGCAACUACAAUCACCUUUAUUUGGGGUCCUCCUCCCUGAGAUUCGCAAAAUGAUCUUCACUUUCGUGCUUACCGAUUACGAAAGGACUAUGCUUAGUGCUGACGGAAAGAAGAAGAAGCUGUAUUUCCACCAUUGCAUUCACGAGCAUUCCAGACGCACCGAUACGGAAUUUCUACGCACUUGUAAGCGUAUAUUCCAAGAAACAUGGUUCAUGCCUUUCGCUUUUGCUAAGCAUGGACUCGUCGAUGGAUACUUUAAUUACCUUUGCUGGGAGGAACCCCAAAUUAAUUUUGAGUGGGAAACUAUCGCAGUAUAUCUCUCGUCAGUGAAAGACUUUGCUGAAUCUCGUCGGCUUGGAUCAUAUCUCCCACAAAUUGACGGAUUUCAGCUCUUUCUGGGAUCGGCAGAACUCAGUGAAGCACUUGGAAUGGGAUUAUAUCCGCAAGUUAUUGAUGAUAUCAUCUGUUUGCAAGAACAUCGACCAAAAAUCAUCACAAUCACAAUAGACUACGCUAAGGACUCCCCGAAAUUUAUUGAAGCCAAGUGGGUGAACGAGGUCAGAUUUUCAUCAGCAGUCAAAAUCAUCGAAAUGGAAUUUCGCGCACUGUGGAUCAACAAAUACAUGUUAGCCUUGAUUGCAAAUUUUGUCGCCAAAAACUGGUUCUUCCGUCGAGAAGAUGGGGUAGUUUUGAAGCCAGUCACAAUUGAAAGAUCACUCAGGUAUCUAGCCCGGGCCGACGAUGCAAGAAAGGAACGUGAUUUUUGGGGACCAGAACCAGUAUUCAGAACUGAAAGGAACUAUCGUAUGCUGAUCAACACGAUUACCUACAAGCCUGUGCCAGGCUUUGACCCUUUCAUCAAUGGUUAUGAGUGUCCCGACCUUGAUCUAUGA
Molecule: messenger RNA, 972 nt
Organism: Talaromyces amestolkiae
Lineage: Eukaryota; Fungi; Ascomycota; Eurotiomycetes; Eurotiales; Trichocomaceae
Exons: 1
Coding region: 1-972 (323 amino acids)
Source: RefSeq, a predicted model, not a curated record